AUGGAUUCCGACCCGUUUGGUUCUACCGACAGUUUCCAUUACCUGACGGUUACUUGUACUCUGUUUUGCUGAUGCUGAUAAGGAGAGCUACAAUGUCCGCUGAUUUCACGGUGAGGGACAGUUACACCUGAGCUUUUACAAUGGAAAAAUCUGUCGUCGGCAAAGUCGAGGACAUUUACACACUUUGCUUAGUGCCUGGUUGAUCUUUUAAGACGGGUCAAUAGGUUAAUGGGGGCCUGGCACGCAACAUAGUCUAAGACCAUAAUAAAGAGAAAUGGGGUGAGGAUGUCCACUUGACGAACACCGGUGGUUACUUCAAAGCCUUCAGACAAAUGGCCAUCAACUAACACGGAACCUUUGGAAUCGUCAUAAAGGACUCUGAUUGCACUGAAAAUCUUGGUGGUAAUGAUACAGUCUUUAAAGGUGGCCACUAAUGGUAAUUGUUUUGCCUGAAAGCCUUGUAAAUUACGCGUUAGGGUAUGCAUCUGUUGUGUGCAGCCGCGCCCACGUCUAAAACCGGCUUAAUUGGGCCUUAGGAUUAGACCGCUAUAAAGGGUUAAAUUCUAUCUAGUAGGAUCUUAUCGUAGACCUUAGCGUAGAUGAACAGCAAGGUUAUCGUUCGAUAAUCGUAUUCGAGCUCUAUACUAUUUUAGGCUCUACAGUUCCUAAGCGAGUUAGUCCACUUGCCAUUGACCAGGAUAUGGUCAAGUUACACGUGAGAGCCCAAUGGGUGGGUCCAGGUCGACUGCCUAGUCCUUGGGCGGGGAAACCUGGAUUACGCGUGUCGAAGGUUAGUUGCAAGGUUAAAGCUGAAACGUCUCUAUCCGUUGUUUUUGGUAGUGUCGUGUAGUAGGCGGGGGCCCACUGCUCUUGAAGCUUCUUUGUGACUGUCUUGGGCGAUUUUUGUGUUGAGCUGUCCGCCAACAAGAUGAAUGUCGUGACACUUGAUGUUGUCGGAUGUAUGGGCGUUGAGCAGGUUGUAGAAUUUUUUCCUUUUCGUCCAUGUUGGCCGUCUCUGUUGAAGUAUAGUGUAAUAAGUCUUGGGCUGUCAUUGAAAGCUGGUGGGAGUUGCCUGACUGGUAUAAGGUCCUCAGAUUGCAGUCUGAUGUGAUAAUUGGAUUCCUAUGAGAGAUUCGGUCUCUGUGAGCCGCAGCGUAUCUCUCGGUUUCCCAUUGCUGCUUCAUGUAGUCAGAGGAAUGACAGUGAUCACUUCCCUUGGCCGAGUAACUGAGAUUUCUUAGAGAUUUCGGAAACGUAAAGUUGCAGACGGCUUCGCCCCCUGUCUGCGGCAAUACUUGGAUGAUUGGUCCUAAGCAUGCUGUUUGCCGGGGUGGAGUACUAUGCAAACCAUAGUUGGUGUAUGGUGUCUCUUGCAUGUUGGCCGUUGGUUCCUGUACGAGCUCAUCCGCCCUUUAACAGGUCUUGUUUUUAGUCCUGCGGGGUUGGAUACCAUCCUCCUCCUAGACGCCGACUACCCUUCCAUGCGGCAGGUGGUAAUAGGUUACAAUGUUACUAGUAGCAGGGUUACCCUGACCUGACCAGGGGUCUUGACUCAGUGAUCAGGAACAGUCAACAAUAGUUCUUUGGUUGAGUAAUAAGCCACUUCGUGUAGUAAAGUGUAUGAAAACCAAAGAUAAAAUAUACUUGUCUAAUAAUCCAAUUUGAAUUUUGGUGAAUCUCGUAAUACAGCUUUUUUGAUUUUGCUUCGACAAUUGAAGGUGAAGGUUUUCCUUAUCUUAUCAUGGCUUAUUAUAAGCAUACCAUUUUACAAGUGUUUUCUGCGUCAGCACAAACAUCCCUUAGUAUUUUCGUGCUAAAUACAUUCAUUUGACACUUAACGCAAAAGCUCCUCAUCAUCUCCAUGCCAUCUAACGCCUCGAUAAACGUGUAAUUUCCUCAGAAAGGGCUACAAUAAUUAAUGUGUAAAACUUAUUGACUCAGGCUGAGUGUGAUGUGUAGAAAAUUGAGGGUGGAGGAGGGUUGAAUGCACCAUUGGAUGCA
Messenger RNA from Porites lobata, 2001 nucleotides. NCBI's taxonomy places the organism in Eukaryota, Metazoa, Cnidaria, Anthozoa, Scleractinia, Poritidae. The record is from the annotation of a GenBank genome assembly.